This is a messenger RNA of Colletotrichum scovillei, 1483 nucleotides long. RefSeq names its product TAM domain methyltransferase. Lineage: Eukaryota; Fungi; Ascomycota; Sordariomycetes; Glomerellales; Glomerellaceae. Gene Ontology annotation, molecular function: methyltransferase activity. The transcript is spliced from 6 exons. The record is from RefSeq and is a predicted model, not a curated record. Bases 423 to 1259 code for a protein of 278 amino acids.
CAAGCUCAGGAGGUUGCGAGGGCGGCAUCGUCUCCUCCCAAAUCUUCUCCAAAAUCUUCCCCUAACUCGCCUCCAAACAAUACCGAUGAUGCUACCGGCACUAUUCUUCCCGAUGAGGUCGGGACAUUUGGAAAUCGCCUUUCCUGAUCAUAUCGCUAACAUUCGUAGAUCGACGAUGACGGCGAAUCGUUAGUUGGACCCGUCAGUCUAGUCUCAACUGAUACAUCUCUUGUGAGCCGGAUGACUAAUGUUGAGCAAUUCAGAGCCUGGCUUCCUCGAGUACGAGUGUGAACAGUUCAAUUUUGGACUAUCGAAUUGAGAAUGGUCGGACAUAUCACAAGUACAAAGACGGCAGUGAGUAUCGAGCUGUGUGAAAGCGACCGACUUUGAUACGAGACUCACUCCUUCACGUAGAAUACGCUAUGCCCAAUGAUGAGCGGGAGCUCGAUCGACUCGACUUGACGCACAACAUGUUUCUUCUCACCUUUGAGAACAAGCUUGGGACUGCGCCACCUAAUACCGAUGCCCAAGCCUCAGCUGUGCACCGGGUUCUUGACAUUGGUACGGGAACUGGUAUCUGGGCAAUUGACUUUGGCGACGAGCACCCCGAAGCUGAGGUUCUCGGCGUCGACUUGUCUGCAGCAUGGCCAAAUUACACCCCUCCCAACGUUCGCUUCGAGAUUGACGACAUUGAAGAUACUUGGACCUACUCCCGGCCUUUCGACUACAUACACAGUAGAGUCAUGACAUCUUCGAUCAAGAACUGGGAGGACUAUACACGAACCUGCUUCGACAAUCUCAACCCCGGGGGAUACCUCGAACUCAACGAGAUUGAUGCUUGCCCGCAGUCCGACGAUGGCACUUUGAAGGAAGACUCCGCCAUUCUCAAGUCCGUCCGCAUGCUCGAGGAGGCCGCCAACCUCUUCGGUCGCCCAUACCACAACGCGCAGGCGCUCAAGGAGAUACUGACGAACAUUGGCUUUGAGGACGUGACUGUCCAGAGAUACAAGUGGCCGACAAAUCCCUGGGCUAAAGAUGCCAGGCAUAAGGAGCUCGGCGCAUGGUGCCACGAGAACCUGGUUGCUGGCUGGGAGGGCUUCUGCAUGGCACCAUUUACCAGGGCCUUGAACUGGUCUAGAGAGGAGGUCUUGAUUCUCAUGAUGCAGGUGCGCAAGGAGUUUAGCGAUCGGAGCAUUCAUGCGUACUUCCCUGUCCAUUCAAUCUACGCUAGAAAGCCUGCCGGGCCAGCUUCGGCAUGAGAUCUGAGUAAGAUUAAAUGGAUAGAAUGAGUUUCAUUACAAAACUCCUUGAACCAGCAGCGUGCGUUCUUCAUCCAUAAGGUCAAAGUCACUGAAGUGGCGUCCUUCGAUGAUCUCCAAAUCCUUCUCCUCGCUGAGAUUUUCCGAGUACGAGGCUGCGUCCUCAAGGUUGUCAAUUGAAGGGAGCGUGCUAUAGCAACCAACGAAUACCAUCUCAUACCGCC